AUGGCGAUUCUCAAAAACUUCACUCUCCCCACCUCCGCAAAGGAGCUUCUGGCUGGACCGGGCUCAAAAUUCUUCAUCGCCUUCAUCUCCGGAUCAGAUCCCAUCACCAACCAAGCUUGGUGUCCCGAUGUGAGAGCCGCCAUGCCUUCCAUCACCACGGCAUUUGCGGGAGAUGAUACCCCGGCACUCGCGAUCGUCGAGGUUGGACAAAAACCCGAGUGGAAUAACCCUCAGAAUGUCUUCCGCACUACUUGGGCCACCAAGAACAUCCCUGCGCUUGUGCGCUACCAGGAUGUCAACGGAGAAGUGACUGAGACAGGCAGACUCGUGGAGGGUGAGAUUCUCAACAAGCAGAAGCUUCAGGACUUCAUGGCAUAA
Penicillium brevicompactum is the source of this 378-nucleotide messenger RNA. RefSeq lists its product as uncharacterized. NCBI's taxonomy places the organism in Eukaryota, Fungi, Ascomycota, Eurotiomycetes, Eurotiales, Aspergillaceae. The transcript has 2 exons. Bases 1 to 378 code for a protein of 125 amino acids. The record is from RefSeq and is a predicted model, not a curated record. Gene Ontology annotation, molecular function: protein-disulfide reductase [NAD(P)H] activity. Gene Ontology annotation, cellular component: cytosol.